GCAUGCUCAGUGAUAACCUGCUUUAAAUCACAUAGAAGACAACGUCGCCCCGAAGCCCCGACAACCUUUGGAUAUCCUCGCAUUCCUUCCAUUUCUUAAAUUAGCCCCGCUCAGCUUCGAGAUACCGCCGCCAAUUUCAGUGUCGGUACGGAGCCGCCAGGCCGGGACAGAGACGGAGAGAGAGCCCUCGGCCAUGGAAGCGCUCGGACCCGGCCCGCCUGCCCCCCCCUCCCUUUUCCAGCCCCCGCGUCGGCCCGGAUUGGGCACCGUGGGGAAGCCCAUCCGCCUGCUGGCCAAUCACUUCCAGGUGCAGAUCCCCAAGAUCGACGUCUACCACUAUGACAUCGACAUCAAGCCGGAGAAGCGCCCGCGGAGAGUCAACAGGGAGGUGGUGGACACCAUGGUCAGGCACUUUAAGAUGCAGAUCUUUGGGGACCGGCAGCCUGGCUAUGAUGGGAAGAGGAACAUGUACACGGCCCACCCGCUGCCUAUCGGGCGGGACAGGGUGGAUCUGGAGGUGACGUUGCCGGGCGAGGGUAAGGAUCAGACCUUUAAGGUGUCCCUGCAGUGGGUGUCGGUGGUCAGCCUGCAGAUGCUUCUGGAGGCGCUGUCGGGGCACCUGAACGAGGUGCCCGAGGACUCGGUGCAGGCGCUGGACGUCAUCACGCGACACCUGCCCUCCAUGAGGUACACCCCUGUGGGCCGCUCCUUCUUCUCCCCGCCCGAGGGGUACUAUCACCCCCUAGGUGGGGGGCGGGAGGUCUGGUUUGGCUUCCACCAGUCGGUCCGUCCUGCCAUGUGGAACAUGAUGCUCAACAUUGACGUGUCGGCGACGGCGUUCUACCGGGCCCAGCCGGUGAUCGAGUUCAUGUGCGAAGUGCUGGACAUCCAGAACAUCAACGAGCAGACCAAGCCGCUCACCGACUCGCAGCGCGUCAAGUUCACCAAGGAGAUCCGCGGUCUGAAGGUGGAGGUGACGCACUGCGGGCAGAUGAAGAGGAAGUACCGCGUGUGCAAUGUUACCCGACGCCCUGCCAGCCAUCAGACCUUUCCCCUGCAGCUGGAGAACGGCCAGGCCAUGGAGUGCACCGUCGCUCAAUAUUUCAAACAGAAGUACAGCCUGCAGCUUAAGUACCCCCACCUGCCCUGCCUGCAGGUGGGGCAGGAGCAGAAGCACACCUACCUGCCCCUGGAGGUGUGUAACAUUGUGGCAGGACAGCGCUGCAUCAAGAAGCUAACAGAUAAUCAAACCUCCACCAUGAUCAAAGCCACCGCACGCUCCGCCCCCGACAGGCAGGAGGAGAUCAGCCGGCUGGUCAAAAGCAACAGCAUGGUGGGCGGGCCUGACCCCUACCUGAAGGAGUUUGGCAUCGUUGUGCACAACGACAUGACGGAGGUGACGGGGCGGGUCCUCCCAGCGCCCAUGCUGCAGUAUGGGGGCCGGGUGAGUACAGACACUGGGAGGGACUGUGGCAGGAACAAAACGGUGGCCACGCCUAAUCAGGGCGUGUGGGACAUGAGGGGGAAGCAGUUCUACGCCGGCAUCGAGAUCAAGGUGUGGGCCGUCGCCUGCUUCGCCCCUCAGAAGCAGUGCAGAGAGGACCUGCUCAAGAGCUUCACGGACCAGCUGCGCAAGAUCUCCAAGGACGCGGGGAUGCCCAUCCAGGGCCAGCCCUGCUUCUGCAAGUACGCGCAGGGGGCCGACAGCGUGGAGCCCAUGUUCAAGCACCUCAAGAUGUCCUACGUGGGCCUGCAGCUCAUCGUGGUCAUCCUCCCGGGGAAGACUCCCGUCUACGCCGAGGUGAAGCGGGUGGGAGACACGCUCCUGGGAAUGGCCACUCAGUGCGUCCAGGUGAAGAACGUGGUGAAGACCUCCCCUCAGACCCUGUCCAACCUCUGCCUCAAGAUCAACGCCAAGCUGGGCGGCAUCAACAACGUGCUGGUGCCCCAUCAGAGGCCCUCGGUGUUCCAGCAGCCGGUGAUCUUCCUGGGGGCGGACGUGACGCACCCCCCCGCGGGCGACGGGAAGAAGCCCUCGAUCGCGGCGGUGGUGGGCAGCAUGGACGGGCACCCCAGCCGCUACUGCGCCACGGUGCGCGUGCAGACGUCCCGCCAGGACCUGUCCCAGGAGCAGCUCUUCAGCCAGGAGGUCAUCCAGGACCUGACCAACAUGGUGCGCGAGCUGCUCAUCCAGUUCUACAAGUCCACCCGCUUCAAGCCCACGCGCAUCAUCUACUACAGGGGCGGGGUCUCCGAGGGACAGAUGAAGCAGGUGGCGUGGCCGGAGCUGAUAGCGAUCAGGAAGGCGUGUAUCAGUCUGGAGGAGGACUACCGGCCGGGGAUCACCUACAUCGUGGUGCAGAAGCGCCACCACACCCGGCUCUUCUGCUCCGACAAGGCGGAGCGGGUGGGUAAGAGCGGGAACGUUCCAGCCGGCACCACGGUGGACAGCACCAUCACGCACCCCUCCGAGUUUGACUUCUACCUGUGCAGCCACGCAGGGAUACAGGGGACCAGCCGGCCCUCGCACUACCACGUCCUCUGGGACGACAACUGCUUCACGGCGGACGAGCUGCAGCUGCUCACCUACCAGCUGUGCCACACCUACGUGCGCUGCACCCGCUCCGUCUCCAUCCCCGCCCCCGCCUACUACGCCCGCCUCGUCGCCUUCCGCGCCCGAUACCACCUGGUGGACAAGGACCACGACAGUGCGGAGGGCAGUCAUGUUUCGGGCCAGAGUAAUGGACGGGAUCCUCAGGCUCUGGCCAAGGCGGUGCAGAUUCACUAUGACACCCAGCACACCAUGUACUUCGCCUGAUCAACAUCACCAGCAGAGGGUGCUCUUCUCUCAUCUUCCUUUCUGUCAUUGCCUGCUUUCCCUCUCUCUCUCUCUCUCUCUCUGCCUGUUUCUCUUUUCUGUUCUCUCUCUCUCUCUCUCUCUCUGCACCAAAGCGGUUGCGAAGCCAGAGGACCCGGUCAUCUGUCCAGUAGAAAUGGCCGGUCCCAGUCGAGCCGCCUCCUACCAGCAAUCCCAGGAUUCUCAGAGGCACUGAGAGACCCUUGGUUUCUGAUGCACAGAGGGGAAAAAAACCACAUUGAGCCAUUUUUAAGUUUAAGUUUAAUGUCUUUGUUUUUUGUUUUUUUUUGUAUCACACUGAGCAUGAGCAAACGGGAGCCAGUAUAACAGACAGCUCUCAUUCUAGCAGCUUACCAGGACUGUCCUUUUCUUUUUUACCUCAAGCUCAAAUGGGCUCAAAAAGUCACACUGUCUGGGGAUGGGGAUGGGAAUGGGAAUGGGGAUGGGGAUGGGGACGGGGAUGGGGAUGGGGGUUGGGGUUUGUGGAUGGGUUUGGGUUGUGCAUGUUGAGGGGAAGACGGUUGAUAAUGAGUUUCAUAUAUAUAUAUAUACACACAUAUAUAUAUUUUCUUUUUUUGUGAUUGUGUUUUAACUCUCCUUUCUUGUCUUUUACAAGCGAGGUGACCUGCUUAUCCAUACCCAUUAUUAGUCUCCCGUUUUGUGCAGAGAGAGUGUGUGUGAAUGUGUGCAUGUGUGUGUGUGUGCGUGUGUACGUGUGCGUGUUUGCGCGUGUGUGUGUGUGUGUGCGCGUGCAUGCGUGUGCAUUUCAUGGCGGGCCACUGAAUUGUAAAGGAAGGUCUAGGAGUUAACUGCUGUAAAUGCCUCAGAUUUAAUGUUUUUAUAUACAUAUAUAUAAUUAUACACAUCUAUAUAAACAAAUUUAAGUGGACAGUUCCACCAGCUCGCUGGAGCUCGUGGUUGUGUGUAGCAGUAACGGCGUCCGUGUUCUGGCCUGUGUAGGGUGGGGCGGGGGGCCGGCGGGGGAGGGAUAAAGGGGGCGGUGCCACUGUUUGGGCGGAGCCUGUUUGAAUUGGCUCAGGCUGACGGGCCUUCCGCAGGAGGUGUGUGUCCCUGCCAAGCCCGCCCCCAUCCCUUUAGUCUCCACCCAUUUUACAGCACUGACGAGGGAGGCCAGACAAACAACUGGAGGGUCCUCUCCUUUUAUUACCUUUAUGCAUUUAUAAAUAAAAACAAAACCAGAUUUGUAAGAGUUUAAUAUAAAACGUUUGUGGCUAUCUUAACUGUUGUUAGAGUAGAUUAUCUUUGUUGUUGGUAUUAUUAUGAUUCUUUAUUGUAAGUAGAUGUAGUGAGCAGGCCAGGCUAUGGUGUGGUGACUGUUGAGUUGAAAGGGUGGGAAGGGGGGCGGGGGGGAGGCAUGUGUUUUUUAUUUGUAAUUGGAGGCAUCACUUUUGAGUGCCCUCCCCACCCCCCAACGACACACUGUCAUCGGUUCCUCUGGUUCCUGGUGAAUUCGCAGUCCCUGGGUAUGGGUAAGGUGCUAGUGGUGAUUUUGUACAAUCUGCAGCCAUAGAUAAAUAGGGCUGAGCCAUGGCUCUCCUCUUCACUAGAACAGUGAUUAUCUAUCUACGGUGAGGAGCGUGUGGAUUGGCUGGUUUGUUCCUGCGCUGUGACUGUGGGCGGGGUCACAGAAUGGAAACCCAAUGACAAUCGCGGUUGGGAGAGGAACGUGAGGGCUGCUGGCAGUGGGCGUGGGGAGCGAGGGGCAGCGAACCACAUGUGGUAGUCAGUGAUUUGAAUCCUAGGCAUAAAGCGUGUUUCUAAUUACUGUUUGUGUGUAUUUCAACAUGUAAAUCUAUGAAAGGGUGUGCGUUUGGGGGGAUUCUUUUAAAUGUUUUUUUUAACCAGCAAUCUGGUGACAAAGCAUAGCACUGCCCUAGGACCUGGGGACACCCCCACCUGGGCGUGACCCUACAAGCCCCUCCCCCUCUGCCUUCCUGGUUGCCGUGGCGGGUGGGGGGGCGGCACGCGCUCCUCGUCACGGGGGGGCGGCUCACAGGAAACCCUUUUGUAAUAAACCACCUUUGAAGCAGCAGGUUUGCUAUGAAUGAGUUUGAGCGCCUGCCUGUCGGGGGGGUGAGCGCGUGCUGGGAGGCGGAGCUGAGGCAGAGAGGCGGGGGCUGUGUGGUCACGCGGUAACAGGGCGGGGGGGCGGGGUUAGGGCUGGCCUGUUGAAACGGUGGCACUGAUCUGAGUGGGUUCCCUGCAGAGGGCUGGAACUGAGGUAGAGUGUGAAAGCCCAGCUCUUACCCUGGUCCUGUGAAGGACCGGUUCCUUGGUUGUGUACCCGUGACAUACGGAGAUUUGAGGGGGCGCUAUCUUUUAAUCAGCGCAGUGACAAUAAUUCCAGUCUUACACAUCAUUACAAAGCAAUAUUAACCCAGUCAAUCUUGGAAAUUAUGAGAAGCUAUAACUCCUUUCUGUUGACGUGGCUGUUGGUCUGAUCCCUAUUGAUGUUUUUCUUUUCUUUUUCUACCCCGUACUUGUUUUUUGCUUGUAUCAAUCAGUGGGAAUGUGCAUUUGGUGAAGUAGACAUUUAGACUUUUGAGGGAAAAAAAAAUAAAACUUUUAGACUUUGCUCGCCUGCAUGCCAGAGUAUUGUCCUAAAGCUGUUAGACUAUUUAUGGAGCCGGGAAAUGAGGAAAAAUUAUUCAGAUUUUUUGUAUACGUUUAUGAAUUAGUGAGACUGUUUUAGGAUAGCAAUAUUGUCCAGUCUCUAAGACCUCUUUUAGAUUCCUACACACAUGUCAGUAACGGAGGCGCAGGCCACCCGUGGGCGGGGCGCCGGCCUUCGCGUGAGAGCCCGAACUCAAACGAGGUACUUUAUUCACGCGCGGGAACGCGAGGGCCGGCCCCCCGCGCCCCGGGGGAGGGGCGGCUCGUAGCGCCGCCGCUCUCUCGGGCCCUCCUGUGCUAUGGCGCCGCCCUGCUGGCCCCGCACAUCCGCACUUCCUCUCAGCUGGGCCUGGCCUGGGGGCCCACGGCAACGGGAUUACCUCUCGAAACUUUUUAUCCAGUCUUUCUGUGCCCCAAUUUCAAGAGAGCAUGUUUUUUUAAAAAAUCCCUGUUUGAUAUAUAUAAUGAUUUGUUUGCUAUACAUUUGACAAUGUUUAUUGUAAUUUUAUUUGUCCCUAUACUGGUGUUUAACUCUGUAAUGUUUUUUCUAGUGUUCUCAGCUAUGUGACUGUCCAAUAGCAAUACGAGGUACCCUUUCUGACCUGCUGUGGAGGGGUGGAGCUUGUCUCUGGCCCCUCCUAUGAGGGCACCCAAUCAGUUGCUGCAUCGCUUUGUGACAUUUUUAAAGAAUUUUUUUUAGGCUGCAGGGAUUAUUGUGUUAUUGUGCAAAGUAAUAAAUUGGUAUUUUAAGCCUAA
Anguilla rostrata (American eel) is the source of this 6247-nucleotide messenger RNA. It is a transcript of the gene ago4, whose product is annotated as argonaute RISC component 4. The transcript has 18 exons. Gene Ontology annotation, molecular function: RNA endonuclease activity; single-stranded RNA binding; miRNA binding. Gene Ontology annotation, biological process: regulatory ncRNA-mediated post-transcriptional gene silencing. The record is from RefSeq and is a predicted model, not a curated record. NCBI's taxonomy places the organism in Eukaryota, Metazoa, Chordata, Actinopteri, Anguilliformes, Anguillidae. Bases 194 to 2818 code for a protein of 874 amino acids.